Messenger RNA from Staurois parvus, 265 nucleotides. The record is from the annotation of a GenBank genome assembly. NCBI's taxonomy places the organism in Eukaryota, Metazoa, Chordata, Amphibia, Anura, Ranidae.
UUAUGUGCAUUGAAAACAAGUACAGCAUGCUGCAUAUUUUUAUAUGUAAAUGUACCAAAACCAGGGGUGGACUGACAACUCAUGGGGCCCCCGGGCAAUAGGGGAUCAUGGGGUCCCUGUGUCCUUGCCCAAACUCAAAAAAGCCUAUGAAAAAGGUACCAGGGGCAUCUCAUGGGGCCCCCUACUGACCCCGGGCCCUCGGGCAGUGCCCGAGUGCUCAAAUGGUCAGUCCGCCCCUGCUCCUACCUAUCCUGCAUAACAAAUA